AUGUCUGGAGUCUUUAUGCUACAAAAUGCUAGCCCCGAAGUUGCUCGUGCGCGGUUGUUGUCGUUUUUCACACCAUCAUCUGUUCUCUCUGGGCCUUUGGUCACGCCGCCACCGUCAGCAAUAGAAACAGUGACACCUGCAUGGUCGAAGCCUCGAAUUUGGUCGCAACAUGCGACCGCAUCCGUAUGCCCUAAGAAUAAGUCUGCAUUGGUGAUCCACUCGCCGGCUAUAUCUAUAUCCACUACGGGAACAGAGGCGACAACAUCACCUCAAACUCAUAUCGAAGGUCCUUCUUAUACAUCUACGUCGCACUUGGGUUAUGCAACUCAACCGCCUGCUUCGAUUGAGGAAUUAUACUCAAAUGCACACGAGUGUAUGCAUGCCCCUUUGACCGUUCCUGUGGGUCUAGUGAAUCAGGGAAACUCUUGUUUUGCCAGUGCCGUACUUCAGAUGCUUGUUUUCUGUCGACCAUUGUAUAUGUUUUUAACGCAAUUGCGCAUGAUGGUACCCCAAGAUCUAAGUAAUUCCACGCCGCUCCUUGAGGCUAUCUUUCGCUUUUAUUCUGAAAUACCUGUCGUAUCGAAACAGUUGUAUGGUCUAGUUGAAAAGAGCGUUGAUCCGAUUUUGCCCGAUUACAUCUAUGAUGCGAUGCGACUGCAUAAACGCUUUGAUUUGUUUCAACUUGGUCACCAGGAAGAUGCCGAAGAGUUUCUUAGUCUCAUCCUCAGCACCCUGCACGAAGAAGUUGUCCUUGUGUUUGCUCGGGCAAUGCAACGAAAAAAGUCAUCGGCAUCGUUGCAGCAGCGAGCGCCGAAAAAAUCAGUCGCCAUGGGUGAUCCAUACGCAGCUUACCCGCCGCCUAUGGAGUCAGACAAUUCGAGCGAUGAGGAAGACAUUCUUGCAAUGGAAGUUCAGCGGCCACCUAGUCCCGAGCAAGAUGAAUGGCUAGAGGUUGGUCAGAAAGGCAGGACCAGUCUUACUCGUACCAGUGGUAAUACUGACACACAUUCACCGGUGACACGCAUGUUCGAUGGCAAACUGCGCAGCACAUUGUCUUGCCCAGGAGCGAAGACAAGUGUCAUGGUUGAGCCUUAUCGCUCAUUGCCAUUGGACAUCCAAUCCUCUCAUGUGCACACUAUUGAAGAUGCGUUACGUCAUAUUACGGAGCCUGAGUUGAUAUCUGGUGUAUGGUCUCCACAGCGGAAUGCGUAUGUUGACGCAACAAAACAGGUGCGCAUCGAGGCACUGCCUCCCGUCUUGGUUCUGCAUCUGAAGAGAUUUGUAUUUGAUGAAUUUUAUGGUGUUCAAAAGAGCACGAAGCCAAUCCAUUUUGGCAUGUCACUAGAAAUCUCACCUGACAUUUUAAGCACACCCUGUCGAAGAGCGUGUUCAUUGACAAAGUAUGCGCUAUUCGGCGUUGUGUAUCAUCAUGGACGCCUCGCCUCCGGCGGUCAUUACACUGUCGCAGUGCGACGCCAAGACGAUUCAGGUUGGAUUCACAUUGACGAUACCUAUGCAUCGCAGAUAUCUGCAGAGGAAGUAAUGUUCACGGGCCAUAGGUCCUCCACACACAAUGGCCAGGCGUACUUGCUCUUCUAUCAAAAAGUCCCUCCGAUCAUGUGA
Messenger RNA from Malassezia globosa CBS 7966, 1623 nucleotides. RefSeq lists its product as uncharacterized. The record is from RefSeq and is a predicted model, not a curated record. Lineage: Eukaryota; Fungi; Basidiomycota; Malasseziomycetes; Malasseziales; Malasseziaceae. Gene Ontology annotation, cellular component: nucleus; cytosol. Gene Ontology annotation, molecular function: cysteine-type deubiquitinase activity. The coding region runs from base 1 to 1623 and encodes 540 amino acids. Gene Ontology annotation, biological process: protein deubiquitination. The transcript has a single exon.